CGCUCCUGUGACGUCACGCGCGCGCCGCUCGCUGAAGGCUUUCCACACCCAUUCCGGUGCUUCUCUGUCUCUCUCUUUCCGGACGGGGCCGGGCAGGAGUCGCCAUCAUGGGAGUCGACAUUCGCCACAACAAGGACCGGAAGGUUCGGCGCAAGGAGCCCAAGAGCCAGGACAUCUACCUGAGGCUGCUGGUCAAGCUGUACAGGUUCCUGGCCAGGCGCACCAACUCCACCUUCAACCAGGUGGUGCUGAAGAGGCUGUUCAUGAGCCGCACCAACCGGCCGCCCCUGUCCCUGUCGCGGAUGAUCCGGAAGAUGAAGCUCCCCGGCCGGGAGAACAAAACCGCCGUGGUCGUGGGGACCGUCACGGACGACGUGCGGGUCCAGGAGGUGCCCAAGCUGAAGGUGUGCGCCCUGCGCGUGACCAGCCGUGCCCGCAGCCGUAUCCUCAAGGCCGGGGGCAAGAUCCUCACCUUCGACCAGCUGGCCCUGGACUCCCCCAAGGGCCGCGGCACCGUCCUGCUCUCCGGUCCCCGCAAGGGCCGAGAGGUGUACCGGCAUUUCGGCAAGGCCCCCGGAACCCCACACAGCCACACCAAACCGUACGUGCGCUCCAAGGGCAGGAAGUUCGAGCGCGCCAGAGGCAGACGGGCCAGCCGGGGCUACAAGAACUGACCCUGCGAACCGCGCUGUUAAUAAACUUGUUUUGGAUGCCGA
Molecule: messenger RNA, 716 nt
Organism: Lepus europaeus (European hare)
Lineage: Eukaryota; Metazoa; Chordata; Mammalia; Lagomorpha; Leporidae
Gene: RPL18
Product: ribosomal protein L18
Exons: 7
Coding region: 108-674 (188 amino acids)
Biological process (GO): translation
Cellular component (GO): ribosome; cytosolic large ribosomal subunit
Molecular function (GO): RNA binding; structural constituent of ribosome
Source: RefSeq, a predicted model, not a curated record